Magnolia sinica is the source of this 4931-nucleotide messenger RNA. RefSeq names its product putative disease resistance protein At1g50180. The transcript has 6 exons. NCBI's taxonomy places the organism in Eukaryota, Viridiplantae, Streptophyta, Magnoliopsida, Magnoliales, Magnoliaceae. Gene Ontology annotation, biological process: defense response to other organism. The coding region runs from base 94 to 2781 and encodes 895 amino acids. The record is from RefSeq and is a predicted model, not a curated record. Gene Ontology annotation, molecular function: ADP binding.
AUAAAUAGAAUGAAAGGCAACGAGGACACAAGACAAAGAAAGCUGUCAUCUGAAUUUCCCUUUCUUUGCUGUGAGAGAAAAGAGUGAGGAAAUAUGGCCUUUGUUGAGUUCGUCGUCGAGAACCUUCUCAAAAAUCUUGGUGACGCCCUCAUUAAAGAAGCCCGUUUCUUAAUCGGGGUUCGCGAUGAAGUCGAAUGGCUGGAGGCAGAAUUUAGGCGGAUGCGAUGCUUCUUGAAAGAUGCAGACACCAAACAAGAAGAAGGAGAUGAGAGAGUGAAGAACUGGGUGCAAGAAGUGAGAGAUGUUGCAUAUGAUGCUGAGGACGUCAUCGACACCUUUGUCUUCAAGAUAGCACGCUUGAGGCAAACAGGAUUUGUGGGUCGCAUUAAAAGGUACGCUUUCAUCUUCAGUGAGUGGAAUGCUCUCCAUAAGGUGGGCUCCGAGAUCAAACGGAUAAAGAAUAAAAUCCGUGAGAUCUCCGAAAGUAGGUUGGCUUAUGGAAUUGCAAAUAUAGGCCAGGAAGCAGGUACGAGCUCUGCCGGUCGAAGCCUCCAAGAAUGGAGGUUCACUUCUCCUAAUGUUCCAGAACCAGAUUUCGUUGGUUUUGAAAAUGACUUGGAGGAAUUGGUCGAGCGGUUGACAAAGGGAGAGCAGCGACGUUGUGUUGUUUCUGUAGUAGGAAUGGGUGGUCUCGGUAAGACCACUCUUACUAAGAAACUUUAUAACACUGGGAGUGUUAAGAAGCAUUUUGAUUCCCAUGCAUGGAUCUCUGUAUCACAAGAGUAUGCUGUGGCAGAUCUUUUGCAUAAAGUCGCAGAAUCCUGUAAUGUUAUGAUCCAGGGUGUGGAGAAAAUGAAGGUUGAUGAGUUAAGAGACAAUAUUUCCAAGUAUCUUAAUGACAAGAGAUACUUGGUUGUAUUGGAUGAUUUAUGGACCGACGAAGCAUGGGAUAAUCUCAAGCAUGCUUUCCCAGAAAAUAAUAAGGGAAGCAGGGUCGUGAUCACCACACGAAACAAAGACGUAGCAUUAUAUGCAGAUGUACAAAGCAAGCCUCAUGAACUGCGAUUUCUAAAUAAUGAAGAGAGCUGGGAUUUGUUCUGCAAGAAAGCAUUCCCAGGACUAGGUGGCAUUUGCCCUCCGGAAUUGGAGGAGUUAGGAAGACAGAUUGUGGAAAAAUGCAGUUGUCUCCCUCUUGCGAUCGUUGUUAUCGCAGGGCUCUUAUCAAGAAAAGAGCCAAGCGAGUGGGAGAAUGUACGAAAAAGCAUCACCUGGCAGUUUGUCCAGGGAGGAGAGAAAAUCUCCAGCAUAAUAUCUCUAAGCUAUAAAAAUCUUCCCUAUCACUUGAAACCAUGUUUUCUCUACCUGGGCAUUUUUCCAGAGGACUAUGAAUUCCGGGCUAAGAAACUGAUUCAAUUGUGGACCGCAGAAGGGUUACUGCAACAAAGAGGGGAUGAAACGCUAGAAGAAGUGGGAUUAGAUUGUCUAAAAGAGUUGAUUCAGCGAAAUAUGAUUCAAGUGGCUAACAAAAGUUCAAGUGAGGGUAUUAAAAGUUGCCGUAUUCAUGAUCUUUUGCGGGAUCUUUGCAUAUCAGAAGCAAAGAAAGAAAACUUUGUCCAAAUUCUUCAUGAGAAUGUGGAUGCUGAUCUAUCCACAUCCACAGCCCGUCGAUUUGCAAUUCACUAUAUUAGUGCCUCAAAUGAGUACCCUCCCUUAAAAUCUUCUACUCCUCACCUUCGAUCUGUGUUGAUCCACCCCAGAUAUGGUGAGUGGCUCGAUAGGAAACAAGGGAAGUUUCUUUAUGGAGGCAGUAAAUUGCUCAGGGUGCUAGAUCUAAACGGUUUAGUAAUAACAAAGCUACCGAGUGAGAUAGGUGCACUGAUCCACUUGAGAUACAUCGGCUGUACCAUCCAUUCUUUUAAUGGGUUCGCAUCAUCAAUGGGCAAUCUUCAAAAUUUACAAACAUUAAUUGUAACAACUUUUGAGAACGUCUUCAACAUACCCAGCGUAAUGUUGAAGAUGCAACAGUUGAGACAUUUCCAAGUGAAGAGCAGUUGGGGUUCGAUUAAAGGGCAUCCACGACUCGACCGGACUGGCAACCUCCAAACUCUAUCAGGCAUAAAUGCAGGUGAAUGGAUGCAUGGUUGCUUGAGAAAGUUCACCAAUCUUAGAAAACUAGGAAUACGUCUAGAUGAUGAAGGAGCAUAUGCUGAUGUAUUGUGUGAAUCCAUUCUCAAAUUGGAAUGCCUCCAGUCCUUGUUUGUGGAGGGAGUCCAAAUACCAUCGAAUUUGCGUUUCACACGUCUUCUCAAGUUAAGUAAACUGCAUUUGGUUGGAAAGUUAGAGAAGCUACCCGAGUCUACUGAAUUCCCAACAAACCUCACCAAGCUCACCUUGAAAGACACCCAUUUAAAUCAAGAUCCACUGGUGACGUUGGAGAAGCUGAAAAACCUUCGCAUUCUCAGAUUGCUCUUUGAUUCAUAUGAUGGAGCGGAAAUGGCUUGCUCUGCACAAGGGUUUCCUCGACUCGAAUUCUUACAUCUUGAAAGUUUAAAUCAAUUAGAGGAGUGGAGAGUAGAGAAAGAAUCUAUGCCAAAUCUUUUACAUUUACGGAUCGAAUGCUGCUCGGAAUUGAAGAAGCUUCCGGAAGGACUGCAACACGUGAGUACCCUCAAGAAAUUGGAGCUGUGGGGAAUGAAUCCAGAAUUAAAAGCAAGGCUCCAAGAAAACGAGGGAGAGGAUUGGCAUAAGAUUCGGCACAUACCAUCCAUCCACAUAAGCUAACGUGGUUAGCGAGGUAUUGGGAGCAGCACUGGCACUUCCUCUUCAAGCGAGAGCUAAAUUGGAGACGAGCUUUGACAGGGCAGAGGUGACUGGACGGGACGUUGAGAAUGGUCCUGAAUGAAAAAUUAUUUCCCUUUUACGGUUUCUUUGUUGGGUUCCUCAUGCAUAAAUGUUGGAGAUAUUUGUAUGAUGUUUUGAAACUAUACCAUGAUGAUGUGUGUGUGUGGAUGUGUGUGUUUUUUUUUUUGGUUUGGUUAUUAAUCUUCAAUACUUCAAUAUACUAAGUUGUUUGUGUAAUGCUUGAGAUGUAUUACUUUAUCUGGAUUUGAAUGUAAUAAGCUUAUUCAAAGUAGUAGUAGUUAUUUCAAGUGUCGGCUCAGGAGGAGAUCCACAAUGCUUUGCCAGAGAGUUUACAUGGGUGCAUGGUCAAAGCAGCUCAUCAGGUGCAGGCUACAAUCUAGCAUUCGCUGCGCAAAUUUUAGGACAUUGAUCAAUGGAUUAGGAUAUGUAGUAGACCCUCUCAAAUAUUAGUCUGGAUCUCCGAACUACAACCCCACUUGCACGGAAUGUUUGCAGAAGGGCGCUUCAAUCAAAUAGAUAGGAACUUAUAAUUCCUCCUAUUUUAAUCUCGUCUGGUUUUAAAGAGAUGCUAUGAUGACCCACACUUGCGAAGUGACAUGAGAGAUGUGGAGAAUAGUGGCACGGGAGUCCAUUUUCCUUUAACGGUUUCUUUUGCUACGAUCAUUUUGUCAUAAAAUGGUGGUAAGAUGUUUCGAUGAUAUAAUUUUCAAAUUGCAGUACGAGGACGUCUAUAGCUUUUGCUACCUGUCUUUCGACAUGCUAUGAUGUGCUAUUAUUCAUUAUUUUACCAACUUACACAAACAAUUUUUGUACCAUCUGAUUUAUUUUCCUGUGUGCAUGUAUGCAUGUUGCUUGUUGAAAGCUAAAACAAGAAGAAAUUUCUUUACAGAGUAGGCCUAGCAAGGCUUCCUCCAAUCUUUUCCUUUUUUGAGGUGUUGGACGUUGUAUGACCGAGAGUUUGGACAUUGUGCUCGGAUUUUCAAUCUACACAAUUAGUGCACAUGGUACAAAAAUAUGUGUGGAUGAUACGAUGUUCCUAGUGUUGAUGGCAAAUGCUCCACUCACACUGUGACCAUUCUUGUGGCCUUUUAUCCAGUGAAUGUGUAGACUGUUGGCAUUUGGCAUCAAUAAUUCGAUAUGAUAAGUUGUUGAUGUAAUGCUUGAGCUGUAUUACCUUGUCUAUGUUUGGAUGUAAUAUGAUUAUUCAAAGUAGAAGAAGUUAUUUUAGUGUGUAGGCUUUUGAGGAGGUCCACAAUGCUUCGCUGGGGAGUUCACAUGGGUGCAUGAUCAAAGCUGUCUACCAGAUGCAAGCCACAAUCUAGCUUCUACUGCACAUAAAAUUCAGGAUAUUGAUUGAGGGAUUAGGAGCUUCAAUCUGUAAGAAUUUUGGAGCAUCUUCCAUCCAAGGGAGGGCCUAUAAGACCAAUAGUUUGGAUCUUCCAACCGCGGUCCCAGCUGUACGGACUGUGGCACUUGGACACUUACACCCUCUUGUUUUAUUCUUAAUACUGUGAUUACACACACAUAUGAAGCCACUGGACGGAUAUAGAGAAUGGUAGCAUGGGAAUUGAUUACCUUUCGAUGGUUUCUUUCCUCACUUCCUUUUGUAAUGAAGGGUGGCUCAAGAAAAAUUGAAAGUCUGGUCACGUGGAUGUGGGAAGCAUUAAGGAUAAUUUUGUCCUCUCAGCGAUCAACCACAAAGCUUUCAAAGGCCUUUCCCUGGCCUCUCUGUGGCACAUGGAGUGAAAUUUCGUGGUCCAAGCCAAUGUCUCUUUGAGAUGAUCCUUGACGGCCUGAUAGAGAAGCUGGCCAGUGGGUCUUCAAAAUCUUCGGUGAUUGGUGCAUGCAGACUUGGAUGACAUUCCAAAUUGUAGCAUGAGGAUGUAUCUAUGUAUGUUUUCCUAACAAAAUUUUGAUUUGUUACCUUGUGGCAUUUUAGGACAUUCUACAUUCAGUAGUUUUCACUAGCAUUUUGGGUAAUGUUUGAUUUGUGAUAGUGUAUGCAUGUUUUCAUGUAAUACUCUUGAGAGUCGAAAUAGAAGCAAUCUUUCAGUUUUUUUUAGAGACCA